Messenger RNA from Sinocyclocheilus anshuiensis, 555 nucleotides. It is a transcript of the gene pnmt, whose product is annotated as phenylethanolamine N-methyltransferase. Gene Ontology annotation, molecular function: phenylethanolamine N-methyltransferase activity. Bases 1 to 555 code for a protein of 184 amino acids. Gene Ontology annotation, cellular component: cytosol. Lineage: Eukaryota; Metazoa; Chordata; Actinopteri; Cypriniformes; Cyprinidae. The record is from RefSeq and is a predicted model, not a curated record. The transcript has 3 exons.
AUGGCAAAGGCGGCCGAGUACAUCUCCGUCAGAAUUUAUCUCCAGCAAAGUCUUUCGGCUGUACUGCCGUAUGAGCAGUGGCUUUACGCUGCUCGUAUCCAUUCUCCAGCUCCCAUUUCAUCGGCUUGGGCAGAAAAAGCAACACGUCUUCGCUCAGUUGUGUCUGAUGUGCUGCCAGUUGACGUACACCAGUCCUUUCCAUUAUCACCAGAGUUCUUGCCCCCUUCUGGAGCAGACUGUCUGGUGUCAUCUUUCUGCCUGGAGAGUGUAAGCCAUGACUUGCUUUCCUUCAACCAUGCCCUAGGACACAUCUCCAGCCUGCUUAAAAAAGGUGGUUACCUCCUGCUUAUUGGUGCCCUGGGAGAGAGCUUCUACAUGGGGGCACCAGGGCUGUACAUCCCUGUGGUCCCUCUGGAUGAGUCUCAGGUCUGUGCUAGCCUGAAGGCCAGUGGAUAUGAGCUGUUGCAGUUGUGUAUUUACCACCUGCCUCCAGACAUGAAGGUGGGAGUGGAUGAUGUCACUGCUGUGUUCUUUGCAAAAGCUAAGAAAGUAUAA